CCCUCCUUGCAUUAAACUCACAACACACAAAUUCCUCUAUCUAUCUCUCUCUCACUCAGCUCUCAAACUAUGAAGUUCCUUUCAGCUGCAAUUUGCCUGCUCCUCCUCGUUUUUGGCACUGGCAUGGCGCCAAUGGUUGCAGAGGCCAGGCUGUGCGAAACUCCGAGCGGCAACUUCAGGGGGCUAUGCUUUAGUAACAACAACUGUGGCCAUGUGUGCAAGGGAGAGGGCUUUAACGAUGGCGCUUGCAGGGGCUUCCGCCUUCGCUGCUUAUGCUCAAAGCAGUGUGUUUGAUAUUUCCUCCACCAACAACAUCUUCAACUAAUUGUCUAUUUACUUUCCUACUUGUAUGAAUAAAGUGGCCAUCCUAUUUGGCCCCUCCCUCCUUCCUUCCUUUCUUGUGUUUUCGCUUUAAUGUUGUGUAAGCUCUUUAAUUACGUUGUGUUUUGGAAUUUUGGUUUAUGCAAUAAUAUGCAUAAACGUGGUGUUGUUUAUGUUAGAAAGACGUCUCACCUUUACCGUAGCUUGCAACGUAGGCUACAACAUGUUCUUUGGCUUUGCAAUGAACGUUUUGUCACCAU
This is a messenger RNA of Cucurbita maxima (winter squash), 581 nucleotides long. RefSeq names its product defensin J1-1-like. NCBI's taxonomy places the organism in Eukaryota, Viridiplantae, Streptophyta, Magnoliopsida, Cucurbitales, Cucurbitaceae. Gene Ontology annotation, biological process: defense response. The record is from RefSeq and is a predicted model, not a curated record. The coding region runs from base 70 to 294 and encodes 74 amino acids. The transcript is spliced from 2 exons.